AUGCCGCGCUGUUACAUCGUGAAAAAGCAACAUCCGCCGGCGAUGCCGGCGUACCGGAAUCGAACCACGGUGGUAACGGCCACCGGUGGCACCGGGGGCAACCAUCAGCAGCCACAGCAACAUCAAACGACCACGCGACAGGUGCUGGUGGUCAACGGGAAAACGCUCAAGGAGCAGAGCGAACCGGGCCGUACCGGUACGGUAAGGUCGGCCGGUAGAAGUGUCGGGUUGGGUGGUGGUGUUGGUGGUGGUGGUAGCAGUGCCUUGGGAAAUGUUAUUGUGAAAAAUGGAAAAGAGCCAACGGGCGGCAACAAUCUCGUGCUGCUGAACAGUGUCAGUGUCAUUAGCGGUGGCCCGGCCGGUGGCGGCAGCGUUGGCGUGCUGGAGGUGAACAAGCACGAGGGUGGCACUGGUGGCAAGGCGGAUAGUGUGGGCAGUGUUAGUUUUACGCUCGCGAACGGUGGGACUGGCGGCGGCGGUGGGACUGGCAUUGUGCAGCGGAAGGACGAUUCGAGUGGCCCGGUCAGUCCGACCGAGGGCUGCGUUGCGCCGAUCUACUACACCAACAUUUCCGAGAGCAAGAGCGGAUUCACCAUACCGCUCAGCGACUUCCGAACAUUCAAAUGUGGGCCAAACAGCAACAGCAACACCAAUAUAAUCAAUGUGAAGACCAACUCCUCCCGGCAUCUGUCGGUAAGUGCUUCCCCUAGCGCCGGCAGCCACCCGGACGCAAACGCCACCGCUGCACCCGGUCCGAUCGUAACGAUUCGUGCGGCCGCCUCCUCCGGGCACGGUACCGGCACGACCUUCGUCACUAACGGCGGACAGCAGCAGCAAGUGCUGCUCGCAUCGAUAGGCGCCAAAUCUGGCCGUAAUAAUCCUAAUUAUGGCAUCGGCAGUCACAGUAAUGGGCCGAACCGACGCGAUGGCACCGGGGCCAUCGAGUCAUCGAGCAGUGCCACACCGAACGGGACGACAACAACGCCGGCUUCGACGACGAUGGCAACGCUAAUUUAUGCCGAAGCAACGCCCGUUGCGCCGAUUGUGGCGGCGGCCGCUGCAGCUCAAGUGUCCGAUAAGCGGCAAGAUAAAUCAUCGCCCGUUCCAUCGUUCCACAGGUCCGUAACGGCGGCUGCAACAACAGGUCGACAACAGCCCGCACUGCUACUGCAGGCUCCCGCACCCGGCCAGCAACAGCAUCGUCGGGAGCAGCAACAGUCAAGUGCCGCCAUUUUCCAGCCACAGCAAACACCGGCACCCGCCCCGGCAUGCGAGCCGGCAUCGGCCGGGUACGACACCACAGCGGCCAUAUUUCGCGAUCGCAGCAUAGAAGAAACGGAAGCCGCACAUGAUUUAUUGUCACUGUCGCAGAGCUUGCCGCCGCUGACCGCGCCCUGCGUUGUUACGAUUUUGCAUCCUUCGGGCACUUCUGCACCGUCGGAUCCCCUAACGGACCCGGCCAGUCCCGUACUGCGCCCCAACAACACCCUGACCAAUGGAGCACAAAAUCACCCGCACCAGCCGGGUGGCAUCAUCAGCAUCGUGGAGGCGGCAUCGGCAGCUAAUUACCAGUGUCCGCCCGUCGGAUCCGGUCCAAUCUCGAUGAUAAUACCUUGCUACGAGCUAACGACAACGAUGCCCACCUCGGCGCACAGCGACGGCGAAAGCGCAACAACGAUAAAAACCAUCUCACCAACCGGUCCGCUAACGCCGCCCACAUCCGAACACUCGUCCGACACGGAAUGCUCCGGCAGCAGCUCCGUUUCGCCCGGUACCUCCUCGUCGUCUUCGUCCUGCUCGUCGUCGAGCGUGUUCUCCUUCGCGCACUCAAGUUCCUCGUCAAUCGCUUCCAAAUAUUCACCGCCGCGCUCCUCGAACUGCACACCCCCGGUCACGGAGAGCGCACCUACUGGCCGCCGUGCGAGCCGUCGACCACAGCAGCCAUCGACCAGCAGCUCCGUCACGUCGGUGAUUGUCAAUGGUUCAACACUGGCGGCCAACGCAACGCCAUCGUCCGGGGCGGGGACUCGCAAGCACAAAUCUUCCACAGCCGCUUCGGGCCAACCUGCGGCCAAAGUUCCCCUGCUGUCGAGUUCCAGCACCAAGGUGGUUGUGGCCGUACCGGGGCAGAAGCUCUCCAGCAGUAAGGCGGCGGAGCUCUACACCUACGAUGAUCUCAUUUCCAGCGACGGUCGAUCGAAAAAUCGUAAGAAGGCUUCCAAGGACACCGUUCAGGCUCAGACAGCAGCUGGAACCGUGUCUGCAACAAACUCCUCCAAACCGGGAGGACACUGUCCGCCAGCGGCUCCAAAGCUGGACGGAUCAGAGCAACCUGCCGCCGACUGUGACUCGGCCGGCGAAUCUUCAAGCGCACCGAGCGGUGGUUCCAACGGAAAGGGCAAAUACAAGUGUCCCGAGUGUGGCAAGCAGUACGCCACCUCGAGCAAUCUGUCGCGCCACAAGCAAACACAUCGGAGUCUCGACUCCCAGUCGGCCAAGAAGUGUGUUACCUGCGGCAAGGCGUACGUCUCCAUGCCGGCCCUCGCGAUGCAUCUCCUAACGCACAAGCUCUCGCACAGCUGUGGCGUCUGCGGGAAACUAUUCUCCCGGCCCUGGCUGCUGCAGGGCCAUCUGCGAUCACACACGGGCGAAAAGCCGUACGGUUGCGGUCACUGCGGCAAGGCAUUCGCCGAUCGGUCGAAUCUGCGGGCGCACAUGCAGACACACUCCACGGACAAGAACUUCGAGUGUAACCGGUGUCACAAAACGUUCGCCCUCAAGUCGUACCUCAACAAGCAUCUCGAGUCGGCCUGCUACAAGGAUGACGACCCGAACGGCAACCCGUCCGGUGGGGGCGACAACUCCCCCAUCACGAUGAUCGGCGGGCGGAAGAUCUUCCACAGCAGUCAGGACAUCGAUCGGGAUGAGUAUGCGAUGCGAAUGGCGAACGGUAGACAGGCCUUUCACAACGAUGACAGCUGCUCGACCACCACGAUCGAUGUGGUAACGGCCGAUCCGGGAGAUGACGACGAUGAAGAAGAUAUCGAUAUCAUAACGACGUAA
This is a messenger RNA of Anopheles moucheti, 3063 nucleotides long. RefSeq names its product mucin-5AC-like. NCBI's taxonomy places the organism in Eukaryota, Metazoa, Arthropoda, Insecta, Diptera, Culicidae. Gene Ontology annotation, biological process: regulation of transcription by RNA polymerase II. Bases 1 to 3063 code for a protein of 1020 amino acids. The transcript has 2 exons. Gene Ontology annotation, molecular function: DNA-binding transcription factor activity; RNA polymerase II cis-regulatory region sequence-specific DNA binding. The record is from RefSeq and is a predicted model, not a curated record.